Messenger RNA from Rosa chinensis, 858 nucleotides. RefSeq lists its product as uncharacterized. Lineage: Eukaryota; Viridiplantae; Streptophyta; Magnoliopsida; Rosales; Rosaceae. Bases 1 to 858 code for a protein of 285 amino acids. The transcript is spliced from 3 exons. The record is from RefSeq and is a predicted model, not a curated record.
AUGCAACCUCAAGUACCAGAUUCUGAGGAUAAUGAGGAUAUGUUUGCUGAAGAAGGAUCAGAUGAAGAGCAACCAGAUUUUUUCAUUAAUUCUGAUAGGGAGCAGGAAGAAGUUGGUUUAGAGUUUAACCCGAAAACAGACAUGAAGAGGCUUGUUUUCAAAUUAGGGAUGAAGUUUGGUACAGUCCAGAUAUUAAGGGAUGCUUUGAGGGAAAUGGCUAUACAUGGAGGCUGGGAAUAUGUUUACAUUAAGAAUGACAAAGUAAGGUUAAUGGUUGUCUGCAAGGAGGAUGAUUUCCCUUUUGAGCUGUUUACUUCUAAAAUGCAGCAUAAGGCUACUUUGAUGAUCAAGGGGUAUAAUUUAAAGCAUACUUGCACAAGAAAAUUCAACAGCAAAAUGGUGAAGCUGAAGUACUUAACUGCAAAGUUCAAGGACCAGAUAGCCAAGAAUGAAGCAUGGAAACUAGAUUCACUAGCUAAGACAAUGUCUGCCAAUAUUAAAGCAAGGGUAUCAACUCAAAUGGCUUAUAAGACCAAGAGGGCAGCUUUGCUGGAGGUUGAGGGUUCUAUAAGAUACCAGUUUGCAAGGUUAAAGGAUUAUGGCAGUGAGCUUAAGAGGGUGGAUCUGGAAACUACCAUAGCUAGAUAUAAAGUUGGUUGUAGAAGUGUCAUUGGAUUGGAUGGAGCACACUUGAAAAGCUAUUUUGGAAGGCAGCUUCUGACUGCUAUUGGUGUAGAUGCCAACAACACAAGUUGGGUUGUGGCAUAUGCAAUGGUCGAUAUGGAGAGCAAGGACUCAUGGACAUGGUUUCUGGAGCUUUUGUGCAAGGACCUGGACAUCAAGGAAGAUGGAGCAUGA